This is a messenger RNA of Myripristis murdjan (pinecone soldierfish), 3535 nucleotides long. RefSeq names its product discoidin domain receptor family, member 2, like (gene ddr2l). Gene Ontology annotation, cellular component: plasma membrane; signaling receptor complex. Bases 316 to 2943 code for a protein of 875 amino acids. Lineage: Eukaryota; Metazoa; Chordata; Actinopteri; Holocentriformes; Holocentridae. Gene Ontology annotation, molecular function: collagen binding; ATP binding; protein tyrosine kinase collagen receptor activity. The record is from RefSeq and is a predicted model, not a curated record. Gene Ontology annotation, biological process: positive regulation of neuron projection development; multicellular organism development; positive regulation of phosphatidylinositol 3-kinase/protein kinase B signal transduction. The transcript is spliced from 19 exons.
GUACACAAGAAACUUUUUUUCUCUCGCUCUCUGGAGUGUGCAGAUCUUCUUCUUCCGAUACAUUGUUGAAGCAAAAGGAAAAGAAGAAGGAGAAGAAGAAGAGGAGGAAGGAGAAGAAACUCUUCCAGACUGAAAAGUGUCCAUCAGUUCGUCAGCAUGAAGCUUUAGGAUCUCCAGCGGGACGACGCGGCACACGGAUUUAUAAAAACCCUAAAAUAAUCCCAGAUAAAAAGCAAAAGCUGGAUGUGGUUGUGGAUCGGGAGCAGACUGCGGCCAGAGAUGUAGCGUGUGUGUUGGUGUGAUCGGCGGACCAUCAUGCACCUCUUCCUGCUGCUGAUCCUCCACGCUGCAGCAGCCUUCGGACAGAUCGACCCCGCACACUGUCGCUAUGCCUUGGGCAUGGAGGAUGGCCGGAUCAAAGACGAUGACAUCACAGCCUCCAGCCAAUGGUACGAGACGACGGGCCCGCAGUACGCCAGGUUGAACAGGGAGGAGGGCGACGGGGCCUGGUGUCCUCAGGGCCAGCUGGAGCCGUCAGACAGUCAGUACCUGCAGGUGGACCUGGGCCGGCUCACCUUCCUGACGGUGGUCGGGACUCAGGGUCGCUACGCCCGGAGCUCCGGGAACGAGUUCGCCCGGGCGUACCGCCUCAACUACAGCCGGGACGGACUGCUGUGGAAGUCCUGGAGGAACCGGCUGGGGAACAAGGUGGUCGAGGCCAACAGCAACGCCUACGCCUCCGUCAUCAAAGACCUGCACCCGCCAAUCAUCACCCGCUACGUCCGCCUCAUCCCCGUCACCAUGCUGUCCACCACGGUCUGCAUGAGGGUGGAGCUGUACGGCUGCCCGUGGGAGGACGGUCUGAUAUCGUACAGCGCUCCAGAGGGUCAGCCCAUGAUGCCUCCAGGUUAUCCCAUCGCCAGCCUCAACGACUCCACGUACGAUGGAGCCCACGAGAGGAGGAGGCUGUCGGGGGGGCUGGGCCAGCUGACGGACGGCGUGAUUGGCCAGGACGACUUCCUGAAGACGCGGCAGCACCACGUGUGGCCGGGCUACGACUACCUGGGCUGGAGGAACGACUCGCUGGCCACGCUCAAAUACGUGGAGAUGGAGUUUGUGUUCGACAGGCAGAGGAACUUCACCUCCAUGAAGGUGCACAGUAACAACAUGUUCUCCCGCGGCGUCAAGAUCUUCUCCUCGGUCACGUGUUGGUUUAAGCCCCGCCUCAUCGCGGGCUGGGAGGCGGAGCCUGUGGACUUCAGGACGGUGCUGGACGACAGGAACCCGAGCGCUCGCUACGUCACCGUGCCGCUGCAGCGCCGCGCCGCCAAGGCCGUCCGCUGCCGCUUCUACUUCGCCGACGUCUGGAUGAUGUUCAGCGAGGUGUCCUUUCAGUCAGAGGACACCGUACUCCCCACCCAGAUAACGACGGCGGCGACCUCACCCUGGUCCAACAGGCAGAGCACCUCAGCAGCCAUGCCCACGACCGCCAGCCCGUCGGCCAGUGACCAAUCAGAUGACGGGAACACGCCCGUUCUGAUUGGCUGCCUGGUGACCAUCAUCCUGCUGCUGGUCAUCAUCAUCUUCCUCAUCCUGUGGUGUCAGUACGUCUGCAAGGUGCUGGAGAAGGCUCCUCGUCGUAUCCUAGAGGAGGAGGUGACGGUUCGUCUGUCGUCCUGCAGCGACACCAUCAUCCUCCAGACGCCCCCGGUGCCCCCCCGCACAGGCCCCGCCCCCACAGCUCACACUGACCCUCACUAUGAGCGAGUCUUCCUGUUGGACCCUCAGUACCAGAACCCAGCGGUCCUGAGGAACAAGCUGCCCGAGCUGUCGCAGAGCGCCGAGGCCUCAGCGUGCGGCGGAGGCUACGCCGAGCCCGACGUCACCCAGUGCACGCCGCACCAGUGUUUCCAUAGCAACGCGCCGCACUACGCGGAGACGGACAUCGUGCGGCUGCAGGGCGUGACGGGCAGCAACAUGUACGCCGUGCCCGCGCUCACCGUCGACUCGCUCACCAGGAAGGACAUCUCCGCCGCCGAGUUUCCACGGCAACGCCUGGUCUUCAGGGAGAAGCUGGGGGAGGGGCAGUUCGGAGAGGUGCACCUGUGUGAGGCGGAGGGACUCCCAGAAUUCCUUGGGGAGGGCUCGCCGCUGCCUGACCGAGACGGCAGGCCGGUGCUGGUGGCCGUCAAACAGCUGAGGGCCGACGCCACCAGCCAAGCCAGGAACGACUUCCUGAAGGAGAUCAAGAUCAUGUCGCGGCUCAACGACCCCAACAUCAUCCAGCUGCUGUGUGUGUGUGUGUCGUCGGACCCCCUGUGCAUGGUGACCGAGUACAUGGAGAACGGAGACCUGAACAUGUUCCUGUCGCAGCGCGAGAUCGAGAGCACGCUGACGCACGCCAACAACAUCCCCUCCGUCAGUCUGUCCGACCUGCUCCACAUGUCGGUGCAGAUCUCGUCGGGGAUGAAGUACCUGGCGUCCCUGAACUUCGUGCAUCGUGACCUGGCGACCCGGAACUGCCUGCUGGACCGCCGCCUCACCAUCAAGAUCGCCGACUUCGGCAUGAGCCGCAACCUGUACAGCAGCGACUACUACCGCAUCCAGGGCCGCGCCGUGCUGCCCAUCCGCUGGAUGGCCUGGGAGAGCAUCCUGCUGGGGAAGUUCACCACGGCGAGCGACGUGUGGGCGUUCGGCGUCACCCUGUGGGAGAUCUUCACCCUGUGCAAGGAGCAGCCGUACAGCCUGCUGUCUGACGAACAGGUCAUAGAGAACACUGGCGAGUUCUUCAGGAACCAGGGCAGACAGAUCUUCCUGUACGCCCCCCCGCUCUGCCCUCCCUCCCUUUUCGAGCUGAUGAUGCGCUGCUGGGGCCGCGACAUCGCCGACCGCCCCACCUUCGAGGGCUUGUACCAGGCCCUGCGGCCCCACGUCAGCCCCUGAGCCGGGGGCCGCCGGGGGGCCGCCGGGGGGCCACCGGGGGGCCACCGGGAGACACGGCCGGUCAGCCUCUGGACUCCUGUGAGACGGCAGACUGAGCGUUGGGUGGACAGCGGGUCGCUCUGGAGGAGGACGGGGACGGCGAGGGGAGCGAGGGUCGCCUGGUUCCGGUGUUUUCUGGGAGGCGAGAUGCAGAAGGAAGAGGCAGGACAGGCCGGAGGAACUUUGUUUGUGGGACAUCCCAGACGUUCAGUCGUACACAGCGAGCCUCCCCACCUCGUCCGCCGGUCUGCGUCGGAGCCGUGGUUUCCUCUGGACUCAGACUUCUCGGUGUGUUCAUGACUUCUCUUCUCUUCACUUCCUGGCCGUGCGGUUUCCUUUCCUCCGGCUCGGCCGCGAGGACGUCGCCAACUGGACAGACGCGUCUGCAUCUCCUGUCCCUGUGGUUUUUAGUAUGAUUAUUAUUAUUAUUAUUAUUAUUAUUCUAAUUGUUAUUAUUAUUAUUAUUGUUAUUGUAAAGCACUGUUUGUCUGUGUCUGUGUUUCAGUUAUUCAUGUUCAUAUAUUAACCCACACUGGAGCUAGGGCUAGGGUCA